AUGACCGUCUCCGACAAAUACUCUCUCGCUGUUCUCAUCAUCUUCAUCACCAUAUCAAUCCCAACAGCAUUCGUCACCUAUAAACAUGGCACACGAGGAUGGGCGCUUUUGGGUUGGGGUUACCUACUCGUCUUUUGCAGUCUGAAAAUCAUCGGCUCUGGCCUGGCCCUGAGUGACACUCCCAGCUCUGGCGCGUCCAUUGUGUCAAGCAUCGGGUUGUCGCCUUUGCUGCUGGCGUUAUCUGGCGUUCUUCAUGAAGCGAAAUUCUACCACGCCGAUCCCGAGAAGCGCAACGCCAACCGCAGGACAGACCUCCUUUUCGUCCUCAAAUAUCACACUUUCACCAUGCUCGGUGUUGUCCUCGUCGCCGUCGGAAUGUCAAGAAUCAUGGGCAAUGCCUCGCAGGAGACCGUCUCCAAGGGCUGGACCAUCGCCAUCGUCGGCGCCGUCAUUCUCUUCCUCAGCUGGGUUAUUCUCCUCGCUGCGGCAGGCUUUUCCGUCUUCCUGGGUGGUCUUAGUUCCGAUGGUCGAUCCAAACAGCAGAGAGCGGCCACGAUGCUGCUCGUUGCUGUGCUGGCUGCGCUUCCCUUCGUGGGCGUCAGGGUCAUUGCGACGCUGGCUUACCUCGCGACGAAGAACAGCUCCAUCGGCGCUGCAACAGGCUCGGUCGUCGCCAAGGUCUGGCUGUAUCUCUUCGAGGAGCUGGCCGCCACGCUCAUUCUUGUGAUCAACGGCAUCUUGACGAUGAACAUCUCGAAACUGUCGAACAACGCGGAUGGUGGAAGCUAUGAAAGACAGCAGAUGGAUGUGGAGCAGCCAUUUGAGCGGAAAUGA
Colletotrichum karsti is the source of this 834-nucleotide messenger RNA. RefSeq lists its product as uncharacterized. The record is from RefSeq and is a predicted model, not a curated record. The transcript has 2 exons. The coding region runs from base 1 to 834 and encodes 277 amino acids. NCBI's taxonomy places the organism in Eukaryota, Fungi, Ascomycota, Sordariomycetes, Glomerellales, Glomerellaceae.